Molecule: messenger RNA, 731 nt
Organism: Frieseomelitta varia
Lineage: Eukaryota; Metazoa; Arthropoda; Insecta; Hymenoptera; Apidae
Exons: 2
Coding region: 220-573 (117 amino acids)
Source: RefSeq, a predicted model, not a curated record
GAGGACGAGGUUGAAGUUGUUAACCCUAAGAAAUCUAAGUUGACCGAUCAGUAAUUUUGUAGAAUUGUAAGAAAUAUUUAAACGUUACGCUUGCAUUAACUCGCUCUUUUUUCCAUGAUGUAUCGUCACGGUCUCGCGUGCGCUCGUAAAUAGAGAUUAGAAACAAUAACCUGAGAGAAAAUAAUCGGAGAGAACAUUGUUAAUAACAAGUGAUAGAACAUGUCUACCAUACUGACCAAUGAAGUUCAACUACGCUAUAUGAUAGAAUGGUUUCAAGAAUGGUCAGAGAUGCAAAGGAAUGACUUUUUGGAUGUACUUCUUGAGCAAUGCGGGCCUGCCGGUCUUGUUAAUGGAUUGGUAUCCAGAAUGGAAAGUUUAGGUCAUUCGAAUGAGUCUGACAGGCCUCCAAGCCUAUUUCAAUGUCGUGUGAAACUUUUUCGGGAAUGGAGUCACAAUUGGUCCCAACAAGAGAAAGAUUCUUUGCUUCUAUCAAUCAAAAACACAGACGCUGCAUUUGCAGAAAAAUAUGAUGAGAAGCUGUCGAUGCUGGUUAGUGAAGAGGGAAAGGCAUAAACCUAGAAUAUAUAAUCUUAAAUCUGUAGGAAAGAUUUACACUUACAUUAUUUCUAAGGGUAGAAAAAUAUUCACGAAAAAAGUAUAAUGAUUAAAAUAUUUUAACAGUAAGUUUAAUAUUUAUAUUUGAUGUAAAUUUUAACGAAAUGUAUAAUGGG